Messenger RNA from Salpingoeca rosetta, 1701 nucleotides. RefSeq lists its product as uncharacterized. Gene Ontology annotation, cellular component: membrane. The coding region runs from base 110 to 1411 and encodes 433 amino acids. Gene Ontology annotation, molecular function: serine-type endopeptidase activity. The record is from RefSeq and is a predicted model, not a curated record. The transcript is spliced from 2 exons. Lineage: Eukaryota; Choanoflagellata; Craspedida; Salpingoecidae.
ACUGAAAGUGGCGGACGACGACUUCAUCGAAAUCAUCAGCACCAGCCACCAGCCAGCCUCUCACCUCACACACACCUCCACACAUUGGUUGACGCAUCGACAGUGGGAGAUGCGGGGGAUGGUGCAGGCUGGGUUUGGCGCGAUGCCGCUGGUGACACGGGUGGUUGUGGUGUUUCAGCUGCUCGGAUUCAUCAUCGGUGCGUCAUUUCCACAGGUCAUCCCAGCCCUGUGUCUCCAACCAGCAACGGCCAUCAUGUAUUUCCAACUCCAUCGGCUGUUCACAUAUGCUGUGAUCCACAGGAACUUGAUACACUUUGUGCUGAACAUGAUUGGGUUGCUGAUGGUGUCGUCACGGCUAGAGACAUCCAUGGGCAGCGUGCGGUAUGCACACAUGUUCCUGGCCAUGACAGCCGUCGUCGCCGUGACAUAUUGCAUGGGCGCAGCGCUGGCGUACCUGAUUGUGGGCAUCAACUUCUCCUUCUGGAACAUCUGCACCAUCGGGCUGACCAGCCCUCUGCUGACCAUGGCCGUCAUCUACGUCUAUUGCUUCUCCACCAGCUCCUCCGUGAUCAGCGUGUACGGCCUACAGAUGCCGCCCACAAUCUUGCCGCCGCUCAUGCUCAUCUGCACCCACUUCCUCCCGACCACCUCCUUCUGGUGCAACUUCACGGGCCUGGUUAUGGGGUACAUGUACGUGCAAGGCGUCGUGCAACAGCGCAUGCAGCUUUCUAGAAGCGCCGUGCUCACCCUGGAGUCUUCGACGCUUGGCCAGCGGCUCAGCACGUGGAAUACGUUCGUGCGCUGCCCCGACGCCGCCCUCCCGACAAGGGCGACCACGGCGGCGUCAGCAUCAUCGUCAUCAACAGGCACCACGACGCAUGCAGCCAUGGGGCGAGCGGCAGCAUCGGACAGCGCUGCCGGGAGAGGAGGAGGAGGAGGAUCGGGCUUCAGCGGCGACGCUGGUGGAUUUGGUCGUGGUGAACCAUCACGCGGCAUGCAGCUGACAUCGUCGUUGUCGUCGUCGUCGUUAUCGUCGACACCAGCGUCGUCGUACGCGCGACCGUAUGCGGCACGCGAGCCGGGUGCUGCUGUCACUGCGCCGCUCUCAACGAGCCGUGGUGCCGGCAGCGCUGCUGUGGGAGGGCACAGGGGGCAGCGGCAGGCUGCUGCGCACUCGCCCUACCAGCAUUCGCAGCAACGACAGCAACGACAGCAACGACAGCCACCACAGCAACAACGACAACAGCAGUCACAGCAACAAGAACAGCAGCAUGCAUACUUUCAACCGAUUGAGCGGUUCGAGGAAGAAGACUUUGACGACCUGGCCCAGCAUCAUGAAGAUGACAAUGAUGAUGAUGAUGACGAUGAUGAUGACGAUGAGCUUGAGUUUGUGGAUGCGCGCGAACAUUAGCAGUAGUGGCAGCACUUAUUGUUCAUCAUGGAAGUAUCCGCGUGUCGUUCACAGGCGCAUGAUGCACCAAGGCCACACUGCUAGCGUGUGCUGUUCUCGUUGUUGGUGUGCUUGGCUUGGAGUAACAGUUACACAGUUGCUGCGCAACACACACACACACACACACACCACAUGCACAUGCGCAUGGUUGCUGCUUUGCUGUUGGUUGCCAACAUUGGGGCGAGGGGGAAUCGGGCUUUAAGUGUACACACGAGAGCAAGGGAUAAACCAACAUUGAAUGACGUACAGGC